CGGGCGAAGGGAGGGCCGGGCGGUGGGGCUGGGAGCCUUCCUCUAGCAACUUCCCAGUAACUGCGGGAUCCGAUGCAGCCACCGCCCCGGAACCAGGCCUUCCCUGUUCUGCCUUCCAGGAGGAGGCCCGGGAGUAGCCCUCGGGAGGACAGUCUCCCGCACGUCCCGAAGUCCCUCUGGCCACCCGGCGUCGAUCCAGGCGGAGGCCGGGAGGGGGCCGCCCUCCCCGCGAGGCUCCAGACUCAGGCAUUUCCUUUCGGCUGCCCGGCGCGGCCUUCCCCCUCCGAAAGAAGAAAAUUCUGGGGCGAAGUAACCCGGCCGAUCGUCCCUGUGCGCAGCGGCUGCUAAGCCAGCGGCAUGUCCGUGCGGUACACGCUUAACCUGAAGGUCUUUUGGCCGGUGGUGACCGGGCUAUGCACAGCGCUGGUGUGCCUCUACCAUGCCCUGCGCAGCAGCGAGGGCGCCAGGGCCGAGUCCCCCGACGGUGCAGACAGCGGCUUCCCGCUGCUCAAGGUGGCUAUCCUUCUUCUCCUCCUCUACAUCCUCCUACCCCCCCACCCCAUCCGCCAGCGCCUCUUGCCAGGCUCUUCCCGCCCGUGUGGCCACGCCAACUUCUCAGCCAGACCCUUGCAAGAGCCAGGCCUGAGCAUCUUGCUGGAGAGUUACUAUGAGCACGAGGUGCGCCUGUCGCCGCAUGUGCUAGGUCACAGCAAGGCGCACGUGAGCCGGAUCGUGGGUGAACUGGUGCAGGCUGGCCGGGCUCGAGGGUCUCCAGGUCCCAUCACCGGGGGAGCGCUGGCCUUGGCCUUCCGGGGAGAUUUCAUCCAGGUGGGCAGUGCCUACGAGCAGCAUAAAAUCCGCAGGCCAGACAGCUUCGACGUGUUGGUGCCACUUCGCCUCCCGCCGCAGGUGGCGCUGGAGCCGCGGAGCCUGGGGACCGAGCCCACGCUGGCCCCCGCCUUCCACAGCUGCUUCGUGUGUGCCCUCAAGGCACCGCCCUCGCCAUCGGGUACCACGACAGGCCAGUGGCACCGCGACUGUAAGCCCUUCGCUGAAGGCUUUUGUGUGGAUGUGCAGGGUCGGCGCCACCUCUCAGCUACCCUGGUUCUGCGCUGGUUCCAAGCGCACCUACAGCGCUCCUUGGCCACCGUGCGCUACAGCCUGGAGGGUCGCUGUCGGGUCAGCCUGACUCCAGGUGGUCUGGAGCAGCCUCCCACCCUCCAUAUCCUUCCUUGCCGCACGGACUACGGCUGCUGUCGCCUUUCCAUGGCCGUGCGCCUCAUCCCCGCUGUCCAUCUGGGCGAUGGUGUCUUCCUUGUGGCACCGCCACCACCACCCUCGCCAAGCGGGGCCCUAUCAGAGCUCCCCGGUGGCCUGCGCGCUGAGGCACUGUGGGGUGUGAAUACAGCACGCCAGGAGCAGAAACUGCUGGGCUGGCUUCAGGAACGGGCGCCUCCAGGUGCCUGCUACCUCAAGUGCCUGCAGCUGCUUAAGGCUCUUCGAGACCUGGGUGCCCGCGGGCUGGACCCUACAGCUGCUACCCAGUGGGGACGCAUCUUAUCCUCCUAUGUGCUCAAAACGGUGCUGCUGACGGUGUUUCUGAACGAGGGCGGCCCAACGCACAGCUGGGACGAGGCACACCUGAGUGAGUGCUUGGAGAAGCUGGUGAAGUUCCUUAGGGACUGCCUGCUGCGCCGCCGAGACCUCUUCCACUGUGUCCUGGGCCCAGGUGGGGCGGCCGCUGAGGUGGGCCCCCUGCCCAAGGCGCUGCGCGAGGCGGCUCCAGUUGACCUCCUGGCACCUUUUGACCUGCACGCCCGGGAGCUCGCAGCAGCGCGGUUGCUGUCCAUCUGGCGAAGGUUGCCCCAGCUUCUCCGGGCCUACGGUGGUCCCCGAUACCUUGCCAGGUGCCCCACACCCCGAAGUCAACGCAUCCAGGGCUUCCCCGAAGAUGAACCCUGAACCCUGAUUACACUCCACCUGACCAAAUGCCCCUUUCCCACAGGAUGGGAGUGACGGUGGCAGUUAAAGUCCAGAUGAGCAGUAGAAAGUGUUGGGAAAUUUGGAGGAUAUCAAAGGCUUUACUGGCUUAAAUAUUCUGCCCUAGGAUAGCUGUGGUAUCUUCUGCAGGCCCAUUAGAGUGUCCUGGGUGGUCUUACACAUCUUUCUGCCCUCAAAUUAUUAGAAGCAAUCAUGUUUGACAUACCUAUUUGUUAGAUACUAGGUUCUCAACUAUUUUUGGAGGGGUUUUGUAUGUUUGUUUCAAUUAUGGAGCUGGAAUCCUGGGCCUUGCUUAUGCUAGGUAGAUACUCCACAACAGAGCUACACAUUCUGGGCCCCUAGUUUUGUUUUUAAAGGGGAAGGAAAAAAAUCCUUAUCCACAACUGGAAUUGAAAUUCUAGUCCAGCUGUUAGUAUUCCAGAGUCAUAAUUUAGCCAUUCCCAUGAGCAUUCAUGUAUAUUUAAUAGUGCAAUGACAAGUUUGUUGAGUAAGAUUAAUGGAAUUGUCAUAAAUCAAAUGACCUGCCCUAAGAGGUGGUCGGGAGCUGGUUAGAGACUUUCAGAGCAAGCAGCACUUUAUGUCCAGGCAUUUUUUUUGUUCAGUGGUGGUUGGAACCAGCGGCUAUUCAAAGGAGGCUCCAUGCAGUUAUUUGAAAGACCAAAGCUCUGAAAAGCAGCCAGCCACCAUUCAACACUCUCCAGGUCACAGGUGGGGAUUUGCACUCAGCACCUGUUCAUUUGAGCCAGGCAGAAUGCAAAGAAAAAAGAUCCUUAAUUAAGACAGGUCUGGCAAAAAGUGUGAAACACAAGUCUUGAAAAAGAGCCUGUCUAAGUAAGGCUCCUUGUCAGCUGGACACAACCCGCCUUUGUUUCAGUGCUUCUGAGCAAGUGAGUUUCAGUGCUUUUUGCAGGCCUGUUUUAGAGUUUAAGGACCUAUGAGGAGAAAAUGCUUGGCAUGCUGCCUGGGAAGGAUUAGGCUUCAGUGAUGCCUUGUCUUGGGGUAGUGGUUGGAAGAUUCUUGAUUGCCCAGACAACCUUACCUAGUCUUGAAGAAGCUCUUGCUUCUGCUUAUGUCCUUUAAAAUAGUAGCUUGCAGUAUGUACUUGGAGACCUGUCACUUUUCACCAGUGGGCAGAAGAGUGGGGACCACAGGAGCUGAAGGAGGAAUGAGAGAGCUGGCUCUAUAGUGCUCUGCUCUUCUCGGCCAUGAGCUUCUCCAGGCUGGGUGCCUCCCUCUUGCAGAUGGGAAGAGCCCAUUCUCCAGCGCCUCUCAUUCUUCUGGCUUCCUGACAGCUCCAAAUGGUAGUUCAAGUGUAAAAUGUUCUACCUAUCUCUCUCCUAGUGGGAAGUGUGGCCAACAGUAUACUUAGGAAUUUUCUUUUUUAAAUAGCAAAGAUCUGCUCCCUUAGACUCUUUAAAGUGAAGGUUUUUGUCUAAAAAUAGUCACAUGAAUAAGGCCAUUGUUUAAUUUCUUAGCUAUCUGGAGGGAACUUUGCAAACCCCCUUUCGUUAGGGCACCGGGUUGGCAAUCGGCAGUAAUAGAUUGUGGGGAACUUCUCAUUAGAGCUGUGCUGGCUUCUUGUGUCCUUUUCAUCUGUGGACUGAAAGAGAAGCAGCUGUCUCAUUGAGUGGUUUGGGGGACCAUUCCUCUUGAUACCCCAAGGUCAUUCCUAGUUUUUUGAGGCCAAUAUUUGGUCAUAAGGUACGGCAUUUAAUGUAGGGGUCAUUAUGUCAGCCUCUUGCAAGGAUAGAAACUGCACAAUAGGUUUUAUGUUAAUUACUUUAAAAAGUCAAUGCCAAGGGAAGAUUUGUGUGUGUGUGUGUGUGUGUGUGUGUGUGUGUGUGUGUGUGUGUAUCUGUUGUGUGUAUACUGUCCACAUGAUUUCCAUACUCAGCCUGUUGAUUCCUCUGUAGUCAUUAAUUUAGAAUAGGGGACAAUGAGGCAGUUUUCCAAUUAUUAGAUUCCUUUUUUAAAAAAAAUCUUGAUACUAUUUUAAAGUAUAAAUCUGGUUAUUGUCAUAAAUAUGAAUAGCUUGUAUAAGUAUCUUGUAAGGUUUUUUUCCGUUAUUUUUAUUUUUUCUGGUUUAUUAACCAAAGUUUCAUCCAUCCUCAAAGCUUUUAAAUUUUAUUAUUAUUAUUAAAUUAAUGGGCAUUGUGUUUAUGAAUUAAAAAAUAUUAAUGUUUUAUUUAAAUGCCAUGCUGAACAGUUGUUCUCGAUAUGUGGCAACCAAAACUUAAGAGAUUUCGAUCAAUUUUGAUCAAUGUUUAGUGAUCUGAAACAUGUACUGUGUACAGAUGCAAUAAUAUGGCUGUUAUGGUGGCUGCCCGAGGCCUUUAAAUUCAGCUUAGUUCUGCAUUUCAUUACAGCCGCUUUCACGGCCUCUAAUUGAUGUGUACACAUUUUUGGUGUGUAUUUGGUACUGGAGAGUCAUAUAUGCCAAUAUGCUAAUACAGGAUGGCUCUACCAAAAAAUAAAGAGUUGUUUAGCCAGUGCCCAAAGAAACUGUUUUGAGGCAGAUGACUCAGCCCUUUGCAGCCGACACUUCAGUGACUCCCACUGCCCAGCUCCAAGCCUUCCUGGAAUGUUCGUGGGCUGGGAGAAUCUGUGUUUUGCAAAAUGAAGUUGGAGUGGAAAGAGAGGAAAGUUUGAGUGGAUGCAAAUAUUCUGAGAAUUUGGGGGAGGGGGACUUGAGAUGGAUGUGAAAGGAAGAAACUGGAGGAGGGAGACAGGUAAAGAUGCCCGGGAGGGUGGGGGAGAGUUUUGGGUGAGGAAAUGUGUUUUUAGGUAUGUGCUGUUUCCAGCCAGGAGUCACAAACUCAGUAGCCUAAAGGCAGGGAACUAAGAAAGAGUGGGGAGUGUGGUGGAGACUGUGACUACCUUAAAGAGGGCAGCCACAGGACUCCAGGUAGGAAAAGAAAAGGUGGGGCUAGGAAUUGGUAUUUCAAAUUACAAUACUGAAGCUCACUGACUUUUAAUUUAAGGGGUAAUUUAAUGUCCAAAACCACAGAGCAGAAAUCUGGUUGAACCUGAGGCCACCAGUUUGCGACCCCUUGCCUUACAGUUAGCCUUCCCCCCAAGUAUAUAUAAGGUUAUAUUCUUUGCCAGGGAAAUGAUGGUGUUAUAUAUAGGAGGGAGUGUGCUAGUUCAUUUCUACUUCAUCUCUCAGAGUUAAGCUUUAUUAUGGGAAUAACAACAGAAAAAAUUAACACAGCCGCAGAUAACAUUUAUCCCCAGUUUCUGGUAGGGCUCCCAUGCAAGCCUGGCUCUCCAGUGAGAACCACAACUAAAACACUUGGGGCUACUUCUGGUUUUUCUUUGCUGGUGAUUUGGGGUCAGCUUCUUGGCCUGGAUGGAGGGUUGGUGCUUGCAGAUGAGUAAUGAGGUACAAUUGCAGAAUAAGUUUUCUUUGUAUUUGGUUCUUAUAUGAAAGUUAUUAUUUAUUUAUUUUUUUUGGUUGUUCUCCAUGGUAACCUGGCCUGGGACUUCACAAUGUUGUUUGAAGGCAGUAAGCACCAGCAAAACAAAAACAACAACAACAAAAAACCAGCCAGUGUUCCAUCUUUGGGCCAAAUUCCAUGGCAUUGUACUAUUCUCACCUCCAAGAACACUGGCCAACUUCUCUUCCAGAAUUUCUAACCCUUUCUGACUCAGUGUCUGCCACCAAAAUUGCCACCAGCUGAGCUUACUUCCAAAGCAUCUCUUGUCCCCUCCCAAAGGAAGUCAUAUUUUCCACAGAACUGUGCUUCCUGGAUUUGACCUUGAUGAAGAGGUUUUUCCCAUGUCUACACAAAGAAAACUUCUCCCACUUUUCUGGCACCUCUCAUGUGAGAAACUGGUUCAAUGUUACCCCUGUGGUGUGUUAGUUUUUUCUUCUUUAAUUGCUUGUCUAUAACACAUCUGUUUAUUUUUUUUUUUUUAUGGCACAUGGGGCGAGAAUAAUGCUAGUGGAAGACAAGAGAGGGUGGCAAAUUCCAGAUCAUGUACACAGAGGAAAUAGAGUAAGACCGGCAGCUAACUGAUAUGGAAUCUGGUUUUGGAAGUAUUGGAUAUUCAGGAAUAUUUUAGCACCUUUUGGGGAAAAAAGGUUGCCAUGUCUUAGUCAAUUGACUUGAAGCAUUCCAGCACUGGCUGUUUUUAAUGUGCCUUCUGACCCCAAACACUGGGAUACAGUUUGAGGGUCUCAGUUACAGCCUGUUUAUUCCAAUAAAAGAGACCAAAGAGUUCAUCAGACAUGAUUGGCUGCUAUCACAACUGUGUGAUUAAGGACAUAUUAAUCACACAGUUUCCAUGGCCCCAGUGGUCAAGCCUGUCACUCUCAUCUUCGUUUGAAGUUGGAGUAAAUUUGCACUUUUCGAUCCUGUGGUCACUAAGGGACCUAGUUCUUUCCCAUUUUGCUGUAUCAAUAAAGGAACUUGUGGAAACCUC
Molecule: messenger RNA, 6426 nt
Organism: Cricetulus griseus (Chinese hamster)
Lineage: Eukaryota; Metazoa; Chordata; Mammalia; Rodentia; Cricetidae
Source: RefSeq, a predicted model, not a curated record